Messenger RNA from Cryptosporidium ubiquitum, 528 nucleotides. Its product is annotated as N-acetylglucosaminyl-phosphatidylinositol de-N-acetylase. Gene Ontology annotation, cellular component: endoplasmic reticulum. Gene Ontology annotation, molecular function: N-acetylglucosaminylphosphatidylinositol deacetylase activity. The transcript has 3 exons. Gene Ontology annotation, biological process: GPI anchor biosynthetic process. The record is from RefSeq and is a predicted model, not a curated record. Lineage: Eukaryota; Apicomplexa; Conoidasida; Eucoccidiorida; Cryptosporidiidae. The coding region runs from base 1 to 528 and encodes 175 amino acids.
AUGAAAAGUUUUGAAACUUUCAAGAAUGUUUGUCUAGUGAUAGCUCAUCCAGAUGAUGAGUCUAUGUUUUUCACUCCUGUAAUAAAGCAGGUGUGUGGGGAAGGCACCAAAGUCCAUUUAUUAUGUUUGACAAACGGUGAUUAUUAUGGUUUUGGUAAGCUUAGAGAAAAGGAGUUAUUCGAAGCUUGUAAUGCACUAGGUAUAUUGGGAGACAGAAUUAGAGUGAUAUCUAGUGAACAAUUUCAAGAUCAACCAAAUGAAAAGUGGCCUUGUAAUGAUGUAAUCAGUGAAAUUGAAUCCUUUGUGGACGAAUUUGAUAUAGAUACUAUUAUAACAUUUGAUGAGUUUGGUAUUUCUGGACAUAUUAAUCACAUUUCCACAAAUGAAUCUAUCAAAGAAUGGAUUAAAGGAUCAAGAAGAGAUAAGUACCCCAAAGUUUAUGUGCUUGAAACAUCUAAUUUGUUCGUUAAGUACUCUGGUAUACUUUCUUUACUUUACUUGUAUAUAUUUCCCAAAAAUGGAUGGUAA